CUGUAAAAUCAUUAUUCUGCACCUUGUUGCGUAAGCUACUGUAACAGAAAACAAUUUAAGAUUUCUCAAUUCAAGCUAUCUUAAAACACAGGUCCGUUUCGUACCAGUCUACCCUAAAAUAUGUCUUUUCCAAAGCGACGAGUUGUAACGGACUUUUCCCCCUCGUCAAACAGAGAGGAAGAAAAGGCUACCGAUGCUCGGAAGUUUGUCGUGUUUGUGCGCGAAAUUUCCUCCAGGGGAGACUGAAAUUUUCGGUUUGAAACGGUCGCGCAGAUGCAAUCGAGCCGUUGUCUAGUUCAGUUCGUAGGGCGGUGCAACGGAAAAAGUAUAGUUUUUGCUAGGAUUAAGGACUAUUAGUAGUGUUGUUUCAAAUGACUGUGCUUGUAGAUUUCUAAGUAGUGAUGUCCCGUCAUAAUUACACAAAUCCGGCCUUCUGCCAGCAAAGUGAGUUUAUUCCACCAAAAUCCAGUCAAAAUGGAUCCAAAAGUGCUUACAAUUCACCGGCAAAAAUCCAGCGAAGUGAAUUAACGCGUUCGUAUAAUCGGAUAAGUUCAUCGUUAGUCAGACAAAAUACCUUUUCAUGUCAUGGAUCGGAUCGAAGAAACGUAUUGCCCCCGUUGCCCGGACCAAAACCUGGAGGAGCCCGAUUGAUUGAUCAGUACUCUUCAAAUACUUCUAUAUCGGGCACUCGCUAUGGAUCCGUUGCAUCAGCGUUGGAUAAUUCAUUGAGCAGCAACAAACACUCCACCAUUGGACGUUAUGCUUUGGUUCCGGUUGAGGAAAUACCAACCAACGACAAAGGAAGGUACGCAGUUCUUCCGAUAGAACAGUCUUUAAUAACAGCGUCAACCACCAGGAUAGUCAAGAGUCAGGAGAACCUCGAUCGCUUCUGUAGCACAUCGGAACUAAAUGAGGAAACAGCAAACCUCUCGGAUCAGUUCUGUAGCCUACCUCCUCUGUCUUCGCCACCCAAGGUCACCACACAGAACCGUCUGAAGAAUGCAUUCUCCUCGGACUUUGGUAGCAAAUCGUUCAUAUUGUACGACCAAAAAAGUAAUCAACGAUACGAGGUGGUCCCCACCGAAGCGGAUGAGGAACUCGUCGAUCCAAACCACGAAAUUAUCCAAAUGCACAACGGAAGAGCCCACCGCUACGCAGUUAUACCCACAGAAGAUGACGAUGAAACGUGUCUCAACGAAGAAGCCGAAGUAGAAGAAAGCAAAAAACUGCCACCACCUUUGCCCCAAAAGGAUUACAUGCGCGAAAGCAUAAGAAAAUCCCGCCGCAAUCUGUUGUCGUCUACGACACCAGCGCCUGUUGUAGUGGCCACGACGACACCGCCCAAGAAGCCCAAUCCUCUGGCCACUCAGAUGCUGCACGAGUUACUGAGCACCCCGAAGCGGCAGGAUUUUACGCCGAAAAAUUCCCCACAGCGGCUCGACAUGGUCAAUCCAAAAAUCAUCUCCAGCACACCGAAACGCAACGAAUUUAAGCCACAAAAGCUGCAGUACGAUCAUCAGAUGCAACCGACAACCACUUAUUCCAUGCUGCAGCACCAGGCACGCGCCGAACUCAUACAGAAGCAGCAACAACUUCAGCAGAGCGAGGCAGCUGCCAGGACAACAGCUGUUAUAACGCCUCGGCUGAAUGUGGUGAAUGGGGAAAGUAGUAAUGGCAUUUAUGGUGAAACUACAACCUCCUCGGCGGAUCACACUGCUACAAACAAGUCGUGGCAUAAUGCAAGUUUCCACAAAAUUGCUCAUGCCUCAGCCACUAUUGGUGCCGUGUCGUUGAUGCUGAUCCUGUGCGGAUUUAUGAACUCCGGUCUCAGUCUGUAUUUCACGUCGAAAAUUGGAAGGGAAUACUAUCUGGAUAUGUCGAUCUUUGCCGGGUUUGCGGCGAUUGCCCUGGGCAUACUGGGAUUCAAGUCGCGGCGCUGCGAUUGGCUCCCGAACCGGAACUACAUCUCAGGCUACAUCCUAGUGACCGUGUUCUCGCUGCUCAACUGCUGUUCCCAGCUUGUCCUGAUGACUCUUCAUCCGUUUCCGGGGACGCCGCUGCAUGACGUGACCACGGGUAUCAUACUGGGCCUAUCUUCACUUACCUUGCUGUUGAUAAGUUUAGGAAUCGUGACAUCCCGGUGGUGUCGUGCUCCGCCGCCAGAUAACCGCGUUGAUGUGUGCUAGGUGUAAGUGUUACAGUGACCCAAAUUAAAGUAAAACGCUUAGGAAACCUUGACUUGCUUAAUUUGACUCUGAAUCGUAUUUCAAUAGUGUCGACAUCUGAAUUUUUAUAGUGACAGAUAAAGCAAAAUAACUUAAACCAAAACUCUAACCAUCGAUAAUCGAGUGAGACGACAUUAUUCCUUCUUAUUAUCAUUAAUUUUAUGAUUUAAACCAAGAAUGAUCAUUUUUUUAAUAAAUAUAUUAUUGGGA
Molecule: messenger RNA, 2435 nt
Organism: Aedes aegypti (yellow fever mosquito)
Lineage: Eukaryota; Metazoa; Arthropoda; Insecta; Diptera; Culicidae
Gene: spdo
Exons: 3
Coding region: 402-2186 (594 amino acids)
Source: RefSeq, a predicted model, not a curated record